CUGUUUUUAUAUUUUAUAUUUUCAACAUUUUCUAUUUCAAAAGGCCAACGGACAUGUGGAUCCACAGCAGAGCGAUGUGUGUAUGUGCUGCACUUCUCAGUGGCGUCUUGCUAAAUAUUCAGUCGCUAGCAGUUACUGCUACUGCCGCAAACAAGCCUCAAUUGGCCGGUGUAAUUGGACACACGUACAGCUCUAACAUUCGGAAGUACUCGGGGAUAUUGAGCGAGUUUCAAACGAGCAACGCGACACAAAUAUGUCCAGAUUUGAAACGCGCCGAUCGCAAUAUAAAGUACUACUCGCAUGUUGGACUUAAUUUUAUAAAAAUCGAGCAUGGUAAUCUGUCAAAGCGACAACCAAAAGUCGUCACAGCAGCGUCGCUGCUAAACAAGUCCAACCGCUUAGUAUCCUCGACCUUUAGGGAUGUAUUCAGGGUACUUGUCACGACCAAUGCCAAUGGCUUUUUCACCAUCAGCUACCCAUAGCUUCAGUUUCAGAACAGUUUUUUAAUUUCCAAAUCUGGUAAACGGCACUUUUAUUUUUUGCAAAUCAUGUUUACAGAAUGUCGCGCUACAGUGUAAAUAAAAG
Messenger RNA from Kickxella alabastrina, 585 nucleotides. RefSeq lists its product as uncharacterized. The coding region runs from base 54 to 482 and encodes 142 amino acids. NCBI's taxonomy places the organism in Eukaryota, Fungi, Kickxellomycota, Kickxellomycetes, Kickxellales, Kickxellaceae. The transcript has a single exon. The record is from RefSeq and is a predicted model, not a curated record.